AUGAGUUCUGCAUCGGCCCCGGGCGAUGCUGCGGAUGCGCAGCCACUAGCAGACCAGUCCGAGAUGCGUGAGACAAGCGGCGACCGGGUCCCGGACAAGGUCCGCGUCAAGAAUCGCAGGAAGCGUUAUCUCGACACCAACCCGUCCUACUUCGGGCCACAGCUCGAACUCGCAGAUCCUCUCCUGUAUGACCGGUUGGUCCGACGCUUUCAGACGCCGGCUCAGCGCGAACAAGAAGGUCGCGAGAAGGGCUACAGUGGUACGCUUGAGGCAGACCUGUGGCGUUCGGAGGCGAAGAUGGAUGCCUUGCGCAAUCCUGACAAGAAUGCUAUCUUCUCGUACAAUCGGGGACCUCAAGGUGAGAUAUUGCAGGAGGAGAAAGACGAAGUGCCCUCGAACAAGGAAGAGGGUUAUGCUCGGUGGAAGUGGGAGAUGGAAGCAAGAUUUUUGCGUGGUGGCGACGAUGACUUUGACUACGGCACCGUGGACAACAAUGAGGCGUACGACGACAAGGCAUUAGAAGAGCAAGAGCUGCAGCAGUCAUAUUUCGACGACGAGGAUCCAGAGUUCGUAGUUGGUGCCGACGGUGCGAAAAGGACAAAGUCACAGGAAGCCAAGCUUGAGGGCGAGACCGGUAUUCAGGACUACUGA
Messenger RNA from Cyphellophora attinorum, 651 nucleotides. RefSeq lists its product as uncharacterized. The record is from RefSeq and is a predicted model, not a curated record. Lineage: Eukaryota; Fungi; Ascomycota; Eurotiomycetes; Chaetothyriales; Cyphellophoraceae. Bases 1 to 651 code for a protein of 216 amino acids. The transcript has 2 exons.